GCCACCAACAAACACACACAAACAGAGACACCUGUACACACACACAGACAUGUACAAACACACACACAUACAUACACACACAGAAACAUGUACACACACGCACAUAGACACAUGUACACACACACACACAUACAGACACAUGUAUACAAACACAGGCACGUACAGACGCACAGACACUUGUACAUACACACAGAUACCUGUACAUACAUACACAGACAUAUGUACACACAGACACAUGUACACACACACAGACACAUGUACACACACACAUGCAUGUACAUACAUGCAGACACAUGUACAUACACACAGACACAUGUACAAUUGUACAUGCAUACACAGACACACACUAACACACUCACAUGUACACGUACACACACACACACACCAUAAAAAGUUGCAGUACUUCGUUGUUCACUCACAGAUCCGGGUACUGCACUCUAGGGGGAGGCAGAGAGCACAGCACACACUCCUUGCUUUGCUUUCACUGCGCUCAGCUAUUCAGCAGUCUGACGGUUCCCAGUGCCAAUGACAGAUCUGGCCUGGGCUCCGAGCCUGCUCAGCAAGACGGCUCUGGGGGACACACUGCCCUCACAAUAAUUUCCAUUCGCCAUUGGCGAGCAGGAGAGUGGAAAUUUCAAGC
Molecule: messenger RNA, 640 nt
Organism: Staurois parvus
Lineage: Eukaryota; Metazoa; Chordata; Amphibia; Anura; Ranidae
Source: the annotation of a GenBank genome assembly